Molecule: messenger RNA, 3489 nt
Organism: Carassius auratus (goldfish)
Lineage: Eukaryota; Metazoa; Chordata; Actinopteri; Cypriniformes; Cyprinidae
Product: PR domain zinc finger protein 8-like
Exons: 4
Coding region: 954-2453 (499 amino acids)
Biological process (GO): regulation of DNA-templated transcription; oligodendrocyte development
Cellular component (GO): nucleus
Molecular function (GO): protein binding
Source: RefSeq, a predicted model, not a curated record
ACACUAAAAUACCCACAGCAACAUACCCAUUUCAUCAGUUUAUUCUCUCCAAAAGCACACGGCUAAAAUUGCAUUUCAUGUGACUCCUGCAGAAAAUGAAAAACAACUCUUUUCCAUGACAUGUAUUCCUUAUCAAGAUAUUUGAAUGUCUUGUCAGAGUUAUAUGCUUCCAAAACACAGAAAGCUCCUCCUCAAGGAGAGAUGUUUGGAGGAGCGACCACACACCGGACGGCGAGCAGGCAGCCAACAGCUCCUCAGACGUCCUCUUUCCGGGAGAGGGAGAAUAUUGGCUUCAACGAAAAUCCUUACAUUCUAUUUGAUAUUAGCCUGUUAUUCGAAUCACUCAAGCUUUAUAGAAUGAGAAAAGUGAAACCUUUUUGAAUGUAUAUAGUAUUUGUUUCUUCUAAAAAUAAAAUUAUCAAAUAGGCUAAUCCCUAAAGUAGCUAAACUUAAAAAAUCAGAAACAGGUUGAAGAGACACAACUGAAUAUUAAAAUAUUUAUUUCAUUUAAGUCAUCCUACAUUACAUAAAAGUUUCCAUAAUUGGAGAAUCGUCACCAAAUCGAACAGUUAUAUCGGUAUGUUUUACUUGUUAUGUAUCUGGGUUUAAGAUACGUUUUAAAUGUGCAUACAGAAUGAGACGCUGUCUUUUGUGGUACUCCUCCCAAUCUAACGGUCUCUGACUUCUGUCGUUGAUUACCCUCUAUUUUAAUUAACACUCCAGCAAAGUCAGAGAAGCACCAAUCAAACUGGGAGGGACUGGGGGUUUGGGGAGAAAUGGGGCGCGUAAGCUCCGCGUCCUCGGCGUGGAUAAGUGCCUGUCAGGAUCAGGAGACAGACGAUCGUGAACGCGCGCUCUCCGAGCGGAUAACUGCAAAACGCGGCUCCUUGUAUUGUGCACCUGCUCCUGAACAUCCUCAGCUCAAACCUGCUGUAAAUUUUCAGGAAUAAAACAUGGAACAGAGUAUUUUUCCUCGCUCCUUGUGGACUAAUGACAGCAAAUUUCUCCAUCACCAUGUGGCGGAUUUCUUCACCAGUGUACAAGUUACACAGGAUAUACCUGCUGGUACAUCAUUUGGACCUUGUGUUCUUCAUAAUACCUUUUAUGACACUAUAGCCUUCAUUGCAUUGAAGUCUUCUGACAAACGGAAUAAAUCACAUGUAUUUCGGAUAGAUCCUGAGGCUAUGAAAGGUUCUCCAUUAGUAGUUCCUUGGCUGCGGUUAGUACAGGCUGCAAUGAGCGCAGAAGACCAGAAUACUGAGGCCUACUUGAAAGGAGGACAGCUGCACUUUCAGACUAUUCGAGAUGUGAAGCAAGGGGAGGAACUGCUUGUUUGGUACGAUGAGGAGCUGUCACAUCUUUUGGGGUUCGAAGACAUAAAGACAAAAGCACUGACAGAUGGCUACACAUGUUUGAGAUGCGGCCAGGCCUUCAAGAACGAAAACCCUUUCCUUGCCCACUGUCGUUUUUUAUGUGCACAGGAAAAAGUAGAUAUCAUCAGACCAACCAAUGAACAGAAACAAGACGUCAAGCGACAGCGCAAAAUCAUAGAUUUUCACAACAUUGCAAGAGAUCUAGAACACAAAAAGGACGGUUCUCCUGAAGACAUGGGCAUACCUAGGAAAAGAAAACAGGAGGGUUCCUUAAGUCCCCAGAGCAAAAAAACUGCGUUAUUGGAGAAAACCAACAUCACUAAUUACAGCAACACUGCCAACAUCAACAAAGAUGGUCCAGUUUUUCAGGAUUUGUCAGAAUCAGACAAUUUAUCAACAAUUGAGUCAAAGAGAAGUAAAAGCAGUGCGUUUACCGAGGUUAGAAAACCCUCAGGACAGCCAAACCCCAAGCAGACAUCACGGGAUGGAAUGGCUUCUGAAGUAGGCCUGCAAUCCGACUGCAGCGCGUUCUCAUUUGUUGUACCCAAGAACGCGCACUCAGAGCAGAAGAGCACAUUCUGUGACUCCAACAAACGCACCAUCACUGAAGUUCAGAAUACUUCACCACCAGAUUCGGAUAAUAUCUCAAACUCUUUCAAAUCAAAGCCUGCACUAGGAUACAGAAAUGUAUUGGCCUCGCACCUGUUUCAUACUGACUUGCCAAGCGCUCAUGCAGGUGGAGUGAUGUCCGCUCCUCUGGGUACAGGGGGAUUUUAUUACCCGCCCGAGCAUUGGACCAGAGCUAUAGGUGGCCAGCUACAGUCUACUUCUUCUUUGACACUUUUGCCCUCUACUUUCACACCACUGAGUGUUUCAGUGCAGAACUGGUGCGCCAAAUGCAACCUCUCAUUCCGAAUGACCUCUGACUUGGUGUUUCACAUGCGGUCACAUCAUAAGAAAGAGUUCGCCACAGAGGCUCAGGUGAGGCGGAGGAGAGAAGAGAAACUCACCUGUCCCAUCUGUCACGAGUACUUCCGAGAGCGUCACCACCUUUCACGUCACAUGACAUCACAUAAUUAAGAAGAAAAACUCUAUCGCAUUUUAACCAGGUACAUUACAGAAGUAAUUAUUUAAAAUGCAUUGCCCAUAAAUAAUGCAUUGAUACUGUGAUUUAGCUUUAUAACACCUUUGCAGCUAUCUAGCUGACAAAAAUAUGUACUAAGACCGUUUUUCUAACGUUAACAUUGAGUUAUGAAAAUGUUAUUUCUUAGUGUUCUCUGACUAUUCGAAACGUCCAGUUUUUACAUGUCUGACGUUGGUUAUACGAACAAUAAGGGAACAUUCUAUUUUAUCAUAUUUCAAACGUGAAAAUUCUCUGAAACAAGUUCUAAAACAAGUAGUUAGAUGACAUGUCCAGCUAAAACAUUUCAGAAACAUUCAAGCUAAAACGGACAUUCAUGUUUUGAGAACAUUACUAAAUGCCAGAUAACGUUGUAUGAACUUUAUAUUUACAUUACUGGUUCGGAGGAAAAAACGAGAGUAGGAGAGAAGCUUGCCUGCAUGUUUUGAGAACAUUUUCUGUUAGCUGGGUAGAUUGUCUUUUUCUUCAAAGGUCAUAGUCAUUUCAGCAAGGUGGGCUAUGGGAGUGCAAUUCAGGCGAGGACUACAUCGCCACCAGGUGGCUAUAGACAUGAAUAACUUUCUCUUUAGAAAUAGCUAUACCUAGGACAUUUAGUUGUGACUAAUACUGUUGAAUUGCCUGGUCAUUUUCAACUUAACAGUGCCUUUCAAAUGUCAGGAUGAGUACAUAAACGGUAGAAUAAAAGGCUCCAGCAUUUUUAGGUUUGCUAACAGCUGACUAAAACUAUUAUAAACUGUGCGUUGUAAAGAGAUUUUAUAUUUGAAAUAUACAUCACUUCAUAAUGACAAUUUUUUUUACAAUGUUCUUUUCAGAUCUACUUCUUUUAAAAAAUUUUAACAGCACAACGACAAGGGGGAUGUAUUUAUUUAAAUAUAGCUUGUUCUGUUGUUUUAUUUAUCGUUUCUUUUUAGAUAAGUACAGUCACUGUAUUUCAUUAAAUAUUUUGAACAUAUUCCCCAGGUGUUUGCCUCUGAU